UUCCCCCUCCCCCGGGCCCCCGGCUCCCGCGGCUGUGCAACAAGAUGGCGGGAUCGGUGGCCGAGAGAGACGAGGUGAAAUUAGAGGAUGGGCAUUUAAACAACUCCUUGGGAUCUCCUGUCCAAACAGAUGUGUACUUUCCGAGACUGAUAGUACCAUUUUGUGGGCAUAUUAAAGGUGGGAUGAGGCCAGGCAAGAAGAUCUUAGUGAUGGGGAUUGUAGACCUCAACCCUCAAAGUUUCGAGAUCAGUUUGACGUGUGGAGACUCCAAAGACCCUCCUGCAGAUGUGGCCAUUGAACUUAAAGCAAUAUUUACAGAUAAACAGCUUCUCAGAAAUUCAUGUAUAGCGGGAGAAAGAGGUGAAGAACAAUCAGCAAUUCCUUAUUUUCCUUUCAUCCCAGACCAACCAUUUAGGGUGGAAAUUCUUUGUGAACACCCACGAUUUAGAGUAUUUGUGGAUGGACACCAACUUUUUGAUUUUUAUCAUCGAAUUGAAACACUGUCUUCAAUUGACACAAUAAAGAUCAAUGGAGACCUCCAGAUCACUAAACUCGGCUGACCUUGGUGCCCAGAUCAUUGUCCCUAUUCCAUAUAGGAACAGAUGCCAUCCUGGAUUGUCUGGAAGAACUAUCCUACCAGGAUAUGGAGACUUAACAAAAACAAAACAGACAAACAAAAAGACAAGCUUCCCAGUCUCUUCUCUGUGUGCAGUUUAAACCCAAAAUGAGGACUUGAACCAUGGCUUACCCUCAUGAAGAAAGCUUUGGGGUAACAGACUGAGCCUUUGUCCUGGAACAAAGUGUAAUACAUUUAUGCUGGAUUUUGUUCCUAUCAAACUAGAAUGGGUUUGGGGUCUUUGUGGUUUGGGGCUAAAUUGGCAGCAGUAUAUUCAUCUUUCCUUUACAGAAGAAUGUCUGCAAACAAAAGUGCUAAAUAAUAAUAAUAAUUUUAAACACGGUACACAGAAAAGUUUUCUUUUGUGCAACCAUUGUUUCUGCACUGAAGUAGAUUCAUGUAGCACAAUCAAUAACAUUUUAGUCAGGGUAUUUACAUAGAAUGUAGGUUGUUCAAGUUUUUUGCACAGCAUAAUACAGUUUUUAAAGCUUUCUUGUAGUUUAUUUAUUUAUACUCAGUAUAUGUAUUAGAAAAAUAAGCAAUUUUAUUGAGUGCAGAGAACAGUGAGUCAUGAAAUUUUGAAUGUACAAAUAACUUAGUUCCAUGAGAUAAAGUAAACUUUUAUCAUUUUUGGAACACAUACAAUUCUAUUUGAAUAAUUGAGUUCUGGUGGUGUCCUUUACACCCCUAAAAUUAAGCUCCUUUGGAAUAGUUGCUAUUAAUACUCGGGGGAGGGGGAGAAGGGAGACUUUGCAGUAAUUUAAGUAAAAUUAUUUCCCAUGCUAUUGGUCAUUACAUUUAACUACAUUUAUAUUGAUUUUGCUCCUUUCUGUGAAUCAACAUAAUACAUAAUAGGGCUUUCCAAAGGAUAAAUUCCUAUGUUUUCCUGGAAUUUAUACCAUGGCUCAUUAUAUAAUUGUUCAAUUAAUUGAAAAUACUUAUAAAAUGAUUGCAAAGACAAUUUUUUAAAAAGUACUUUACAGGGACUUUCAGCAUAUGAUGAAGAGGAUAUUUGUGACAUGAUAGAUAGCAAAUUAAGAUUACCAAGAGAACUUUCUGGAUUUUGAAAUAAGGUUAACAAUGUUUAUGCUGUACUAACAACAGCUGCCAAAUUUCAGAGUUCAGAACACAGGUCUCCUUUCUUUUAUCACUCUUAGCCAUUUCCCUAACCAGUGCCUCCUCUGCUCUGGCUCAUCCGUUCCAGACUGACAGAAUUGAUUAUCUUCUGUCUCUAUUGAUUCGUGCAGGGGGAAAGACUAGGAUUGAGGUUGGAUCCCAACGAAGUAAUUUUAUUUCAAAGAGUUAAUUAACAUUGUCAAAUUUGAGCGAGGAUAGUUUUAGGCCCAGCAGAAUUUUGGUACCAUAAGCUGGCUGAGCUGAUAAACAGACGUGGUUUCUCCAGGGAGAGGUUUAUGCAGGGAAGAUGUAAGGCUUGGACAGGAGUUUCAUCUUGCUAGGCGGUGCUGGUGGCAUUGGUUAGAACUUUAGCUUUAAUAAGUGUCCCUGGGAGAGCAGAGUGUGGCGUGGGAGGAGCUGGAGGACUUCAUUUUGACUCCCACUUUGCUAUCUGUGUGGCCUUGGGUUCUUAUCUGGUCAUAAUAAGGGGGUGUUGGACCAUAUGGAUGAUGGUCUAUAUGAUCCCUUCUAACUCCAAAAUGUAAUGAUCCUAAGAGUGGCUGGGGGGUGGGGUAAGGAUAGGGGUGGGGGAGGUGUGUUUAUAUAUAGUUCAGAUUUUGUUGGUAGAAUACUGAGUCUUGUUACAGUCAUGUUUGCUUUUUAGUUAUUUACACAGCAUGCAGACAUGGAAAUGAGCAGGUUAUUUCCAUUUGUCAAAAGAAGGUAGACAGUGUUUCAGUACCAAAGUUCAAUCUUUAAAAAAAAAAAAUCUUUCUUUAAAAAAAGAAAGAAAAUCACAAUCAUGAGGUUUGAGGAUUCUUUCCCAUCUCAGAAAGUGUCUAACACAGUCUCUCUGUGUUCUAUAAGAAGAUUCUUUAUCCCCCCUCGGAUCCAUUUUGCUCUGAAGAAUUUUGCAUACUAGUUUGUUUCUAUUGCUUUGAUCAACUUUUCUCACCUUUGAGAAGUAUAAAGCCACCUAAUACUGAAGAGAGUUUGUAGGUGGAAAUCUAUUUAUAGCAUCAAUGGGCUCUGCUCAUCAUUAAAUCAUCACUUUUAGAAGGUAGCCCACCAGAUACAUAAUUCAGCAGAAAAUAGAGGGCACUAAAGUGUAAGGCUGAAAACAACUCAAUUCUGCCUACUUAUCACUGAACCAAUUAACAGGUCUUUAGACGGCUUAACAGCAAAGGUACAGUGUUAACCCUUUCAUUUCAAUGCAGAGAGGGCCUUGAGAGUCCAUAAUAAGCCUUUUCAGGAAUGCAUAUUAGCUGUGAAGAAAGCUUGAUUCAAGUGCUGCUUAAUUAUAAGAUGAAUAAUCCUGUGGUUUUAUUCAUUUUUUUAGCUGCAACUUAAAAAUAAUUUUCACCUCUCAUCCUUCUGUGAGGUCUAAGGUGAGAAAUGAAGAUGAGAAAGUACAAUUUAAAACUUCACAAGAAAAUGUAGGCAGUUACUGAACCAGAGCUCUCAUUCCCAACAUGAUUAAAAUCAUCCCAAAUAUCAGAAUUAGUCUAUUCAAAGAUAAGGUAAGUUUACCAGUGGUCCUUACCCUUCUUUAUGUCAUGGACCACUGGCAGCUUAGUGAAACUUAGGGACUCCUUCUCAGAAUAAUUUUUGAUGGCAUAAAAUAAAGUAGAAAGUAUUAAAAAAAAAAAAAAAA
Sarcophilus harrisii (Tasmanian devil) is the source of this 3386-nucleotide messenger RNA. It is a transcript of the gene LGALSL, whose product is annotated as galectin like. Gene Ontology annotation, molecular function: carbohydrate binding. Lineage: Eukaryota; Metazoa; Chordata; Mammalia; Dasyuromorphia; Dasyuridae. Bases 45 to 560 code for a protein of 171 amino acids. The transcript is spliced from 5 exons. The record is from RefSeq and is a predicted model, not a curated record.